CUUGCAACCUAAUUCAGACAUCAUCUUGCAACAACAACUCAUGGCAUGAAUACAGAUCUGUUGAGAUGGUGCUUCUCACUAUGACACAGCCCAUGGUUGAGGCUUUUGAAAAAGUCCAGAGCCUCAACAAUGCAACGAAGUGCGACAACCACGAAGAGACGUCCGGUGAGAUGAAGCACAGCUCUAGCAUUACUUUACCUGGAGACAAAACAGUUGCAGAGGACAAUACCCAAGAGGAAUACAAAGAGGCAGAAACAAACUCCUCUAGCCCGCACAACCAGCCAGCGGCCGCAGAUGCACUCAAUAGUGAGAGACCCACGGCACCUAGGUUGGAAAAUCCCAAAGUUGGAAACCCAGUGUCGCAUGGCCAAGUUAUAGAAUUAUGGAAACAAAUGAAAGUAUCAAAAAUGUCACCAUGCAGCUUGGAUCUUUUGAUGCGAGGGGCGAGAGUCUACAUACCUCCCCCUCCUCCAAAACCAGAACCAGUAAGUAAAAUAUAUGCCGGGACCAUUCCCCAAAUCCAUGGCCAGCUAGUUAAUUGUCAACUAUCCAGACAUCGGAAUACAAAGCCCUUAUGGCACGUCUACGUAGAGAGGAAGAGCUUCGGGCUUAUGAGCGAAUGAUCAACCCUCCUCCACCUAUGGAAACCUUUGCCCAGAGAUUUCCGUCCUCCUCUGCAGCGCAUGCCUUUUCCUCAAAUUUCCAGCAUGCAUCAAGUCCCGAGGAUGAUGGUGUUACAUACGCGGAUGUUGAUCGUCAGAUGGCUCUGAUAUUCAAUGUGUUGAUAAGUAUUGUUGCCUGCGCUGGUGCUAUAUGGGUUGUAGCUCGCUGGUGGAGCACACCUGCAAGGUUGGCGCUGAGCAUGGGAGGUAGCAUGUUGGUUGGUCUUGCAGAAGUAGUCGUCUACUCGGGUUACAUUCGAAGAGUUGCAGAGGCUAAAGGGAACGCCAAAAGUCUCAAAGAAGUCAAAGAAGUUGUGAAGACUUGGGUUAUUGGAGGCGAAGAAGAUGAAGAUGACACUUCUCUCUCUUUGGUUGGCAAGAAUGAUACAGAAAGCGAGAGUGUAAGGCGGCGGAAGCCACCUGCAUUAUAG
This is a messenger RNA of Hymenoscyphus albidus, 1093 nucleotides long. Lineage: Eukaryota; Fungi; Ascomycota; Leotiomycetes; Helotiales; Helotiaceae. The record is from the annotation of a GenBank genome assembly.